AUGACCAUGACAACCACAACAUUACCACGGCCCCCACGGGCCUCCUACGGCGGACCAACACCAGCGUCCGGUCUCCCAGCCCUCUCACAAACACUUAACCCGCGAGCCUCAGUCACCUCCCUCCGAAAAGUAUCGCUCCUCCCACAAACACCACGAAAACCAAGCGGCCUCUCGAUCGUCCCCAACGGUGGCCGACCGACAACACCGUCAUUACCGAUCCCAAGCACGCCCCAGGGCCCCCGAAGAGUAGUCAGUAUUGCGUCGUUUCCACAGCCCCCGAAAAGUGCAGGGAGAUCGAGCUUUCCAAAUUCGGGAUCAGGGUUCUCGGAAUCACUAUUAACGCCGACAAGUCCCUUGAGUAAGGGCCUCGAGAGGUCGCCGAGUAAUAGGAAGAGUAUCGCGGGUAAUCCGGGUGCGGGGUUCGGAGGUGCGGGGACGACUAUAACAGGUGGGGGUAACGGCGGGUAUUUAAGUCCCCCGCACUCUCGGAGUAGUAGCGCCCAAGGGAGCUACUCUACAAGUGCGACAACAAUAGAGGCCUCACCGAGCUCUGGCGACGAGCUGCGGGGGUCGUCAGGCGAUCCUAGCGAGAAGGAGCAGAAGGGGAAUGUUAUCGUCUCUGUGAGGAUAAGACCCGACGCACCCGACUCUGGAGGAGGAGGGCCCAAUCCGGAAUGGAUUGUAGAUGGGCGUUCGGGGAAGGUUGGGUACGGGGGGAAGGACGGUGGGAUAUACGAGUUUGACAACGUGUUUGGGCCGGAGCAGAACAAUACCCGGGUAUAUGAACAUUCUGCGAAACGACUGGUACGCAGGGUGAUGGAGGGAUAUCAUGGAACAGUGUUUGCGUACGGAAUGACGGGAACGGGGAAAACAUUCAGUAUGCAGGGAAUAACGAGCAGCCCUGGUGUCAUCCCGCUAGCCAUCACAGAUAUCUUUGCUUUCAUUCGAGAAACACCCGCGAGGGAGUUCUUGCUGAGGGUAAGUUAUCUGGAAAUUUACAACGAGCGCAUUCAUGACUUGCUGGCCUCGCAACCGGGAGGUGCCGGGUUCGUGCCCUUGGAUCAGCAGAUUAAGGGCGAGGAGAUCAAAUUGCGAGAAGACGCAAAACGCGGGGUAUACGCAACCCCGCUUAAGGAGGAGAUCGUCCAGAGUCCGACACAGCUACUGCGUGUCAUCGCACGGGGAGACUUGGCACGGCGAACAGGCAGCACGCAGUUCAAUGCGCGAAGUUCACGGUCCCACGCGGUUGUGCAGAUCGUUGUUGAGUCAAGAGACCGCAUCCCCGGCACUACAGCUGGCGGUGGAACAAUGGUGGAUAAUCGACGGGCAGGAAUCACCGGAGGGGUGAGAGUAUCAACGCUAAGUUUGAUCGAUUUGGCUGGGUCCGAAAGAGCUGCGGAGAAUAAGGAGCGAAGACAAGAGGGUUCACAUAUCAACAGGUCUCUCCUUACGCUCGGAACAGUCAUCGCAAGACUGUCUAGUGUCGACAAGGAGGGAAAUGGAAAGGACAAAGAUGGGAACCAUCUUCCGUAUCGUGACUCUAAACUGACUCGUCUGCUGCAACCUGCAUUGUCUGGUAACUCGCUCGUAUCCAUCUUAUGUACUAUCGCGAUACCACCGGCCAACAUGUCGGCUCUUAACGCCACGCAUACUGGUGAAACGAUGAAUACGCUGAAAUUUGCAGCGAGAGCACGGAACAACAUCGUUUCGCAUGCGAAAAAGGGCGAUGAGAGUAUCCUGGGCGGUGUAGGGGAUGCCGGUAGUAGAGUACUGCUGGAGAGGUAUCGGAUGGAAAUUCUGGAGCUGAGGCAGCAGCUAGACGACCAAAAGAAAAAGGAGGGGACGGAUCAGAAGGACUUGGUCGAGAGAGAGGAGAAGGAGAUCGAGAGGCACUCUGAGCAGCUACUCGAGAUCCAACUCGCCCGGACGGCGCUAAAAGAGCGCAUCGAGCACCUGAACCGCCUCAUUCUCUCCUCAAAAUCAUCGGGCGUCAACUCGGCUCGUAAUUCGUUGCUCCCCAACCCAGGCCAUAUGUCCGCCUUGUCUUUCCGCUCCUCAAUGUCCAACUUGCACCCGCCCGGUGGCCGACCCUUCUCAACAGGUUCAACAAUCUCGAUAUCGACAGCGAUCAACGGAUGCCCCACUUCAGAUACGGCGACCGAUGACUCAACAGGCGAAUAUGGUGACGGUAACGCAUCGCUUGGCGCACAGGUUCGUGCUCUGCAGUCAGAUGUUGCAGACAAGAAUCGUUAUAUCGCGACCCUGGAAAAACGUCUCCUCCAAGCGCGCCGUAGCUCAAAUAGUCGGGCAAGCAUGAUUUUUGGCCCGCCGCAGAAGCCACCGAGUCUUUUCGGCUCGUGCGAGCUUGUACCGGAGGGUCGAUGGGAUAUUCUACUGAGGGAGAAGGACGAAGAGAUCGCAGAGCUGAGGGCCCGAUUGGAUGAUAAAGAAAAGAUGGUCACGGCGCUGAGAAACGCUGCGCUGAAGCGAGACUUUGCGGAAACGGGCAUAAGGCCCAAUAAUAGAAGUAUCAAGAGCGCGAGCGUUGAUGGUGCUGGGGCGGGCAUGAGGACUAUCAGUGCGGGCGGAAGAGGGCCAGGGGUUGGCGUGAGGAUGAGAGGAGCGUCUGACUCGGUCGCGCCGUUAAAAACAAGAGGAAGCACGGAUAGUAUCACAAGUGUACCGGAGUGUACGGAACAUGAGGAAGAUGGAACGUUUUAG
Molecule: messenger RNA, 2721 nt
Organism: Morchella sextelata
Lineage: Eukaryota; Fungi; Ascomycota; Pezizomycetes; Pezizales; Morchellaceae
Exons: 2
Coding region: 1-2721 (906 amino acids)
Biological process (GO): microtubule-based movement
Molecular function (GO): ATP binding; microtubule motor activity; microtubule binding
Source: RefSeq, a predicted model, not a curated record